Messenger RNA from Ilex paraguariensis (yerba mate), 582 nucleotides. The record is from the annotation of a GenBank genome assembly. NCBI's taxonomy places the organism in Eukaryota, Viridiplantae, Streptophyta, Magnoliopsida, Aquifoliales, Aquifoliaceae.
AUGAAUACAGAUGAUAAAGAUGGAACCAACAUAACAGUUAUAGGCCAAGCAGCACAUGUCAGAAAUGAAGUUCGGUUUGAAAAACUUCUAUCCAGGUUGGAAACUAAGUAUUCUUCCAAUCCAUCCAGAUUCCAUUACUUGUACAGUUUGGUAAAAGCAGAAGUUGAAACAAACACAGCAAAAUCAUCAUCAAGUUGUACAAAUGGUCUUCUAUGGUUGACAAGAUCAAUGGAUUUCCAAGUGGAGCUUUUUCGUAACUUAGCCCAGAAUCAAGAUUGGACAAUGGCACAUGCUUGUACCGAUUCUUAUGGCAAGACUUUGAAGAAAUGGCAUGGGUGGCUUGCUUAUUCAAGUUUCACUGUUUGUAUCAAGCUUGUUCCUGAUAGGAAGAAGUUCCUGGAAGUGAUCAGGGGCACAGGGGAUAUCUAUUCUGAUAUGGAAAAAUUUAGCACAAACUUUUCACCACUUCUUCGAGAUAUCCACAAGUUUCUGGUGAUGAAUGGUAGUGGAAUUUGGAAUAUACCUGGACCAGAAUCUCCAGUUUCACACAAUUUCUUGGAGUGUAGUGAAGUUGGAGUGUAG